Messenger RNA from Dentiscutata heterogama, 435 nucleotides. The record is from the annotation of a GenBank genome assembly. Lineage: Eukaryota; Fungi; Glomeromycota; Glomeromycetes; Diversisporales; Gigasporaceae.
GUUGCAGUUCUUUUACCGUUACCGAUUAAAACUAAGAUGGAAGAUCCACCACCUUCAAGGUAUGACGAUUUAACUCACGAAACCAAUAGGUUUAGUGGCGAGUUUUCAUCCCCAAAGAAAGUUUUCAACGAAGAUGAGGUCAAGAGUAUAGUGAAAGAGACAGUGGAAUCUACAAUAUUACAAGACUCCGCGUACCUUCAUAGUAGAAUAUCAAAUUGGAAUGCUACUAUUGUGGGAGAAACAGUAAAAAAAUUAGCAGCCUUAAAUAAAUCAAUGAAGUAUAUUGUGACUUGUACUAUUUUUGAAAAGAAUGGUGCGGGUAUACAUGCUACCACUACUUGUCAUUGGGAUAGUAAACAUGAUGGCAGCACCACAUACAGGCAUGACACAAAUAGUAUGUAUGUUAUCGUCAAUGUUUGGGGAUUGAGUGUAUAA